Desarmillaria tabescens is the source of this 1677-nucleotide messenger RNA. Its product is annotated as FAD binding domain-containing protein. The transcript is spliced from 10 exons. The record is from RefSeq and is a predicted model, not a curated record. NCBI's taxonomy places the organism in Eukaryota, Fungi, Basidiomycota, Agaricomycetes, Agaricales, Physalacriaceae. Gene Ontology annotation, molecular function: oxidoreductase activity; FAD binding. Bases 88 to 1677 code for a protein of 529 amino acids.
CACCAACAUGAAGUGCUAUAAAAGUGAAAUCCGCUCUGCUCCUGGUUCCAACACACACUCCCAUACUUUUCUACUACUGUCAUAACAAUGAACGCGUCUGUUCUCAUUGUCGGUGCUGGACCUUCAGGUCUUUCCUUGGCUCUCGCUUUGCGCCAGAACGGAAUCUCUGUUCGAGUCAUAGACAAAGUGUCUACAUAUCAGGUCGACCAGAGAGGCGCUGGUAUUCAGCCCAGGAUCCUUGAAUUACUCAAGUUCCUUGGUGUCCUGCCCGAUAUUCUGAAGAAAGGCGGAUUCGCUCCGCUCAUGAUCCAUUAUCUUCCCGGGGGUGGAACGAAAACCGCCGAGGUGAUAGCCCGCAUGGAGAACACCCCUGACCGACCUUACAUUAAUCCUAUCAUGAUAGGCCAAGACGAUGUCGAGGUCGAGUUGGGCACUGAGCUCGUGUCUUUCGAACAAUUCCCUAGUCGAGUGGUUUCUCGUGUUGUCAAGACUCGUGAUGGACAACGGUUCGACGAAACCAUUGAGAGUCAAUGGAUCAUCGGCACGGAGGGUGCACAUAGCGUCGUCCGUAAAACGCUUGGUUUGACAUUCCUUGGCAAGACGAGGCAGGGAGAUCAUUUAGUCGUGGGUGAUAUCCAUAUCAAGAAGCCGUUGUUGGAUAGAGAUCUAUGGCAUCUAUGGGGUGAAGCGGCAACAAAGAGCGUGACUCUCCGAGGCUUUGAGACCAAAGACACUGACAAAUACAAUAUCUUCUGUAUGGGACGCGAUUUAGAUGCCAAUCAAAUGGCGUCUAGUCGAGAGGAAUUUGUCAAAGCCUUUUAUGAAAUAACAGGACGCACCGAUAUUGAGUUUGGUGAUGUCAUCUGGCUUUCGAACUUCCAACCCAAUGUUCGUAUGGUGAAUAGCUAUGGUUUCGGACAGGCUUUUGUUGCAGGCGAUUCCGCCCACGUUCACAGCCCUACUGGUGGUCAGGGACUCAACUCGGGUAUCCAAGACGCCGUCAACUUAGCUUGGAAGCUCGCUCUUAUUCAAAAGGGCUUAGCUCCCCAGAGUCUCCUCGAUAGUUAUUCCCAAGAGCGCAUUCCCGUCAUCGCGGCAAUGCUUGACAAGACUUCUGAGCUCCUUACCAAGACUUUCACCCCUGGAAGCGUCGGACAGACACUCACGGGCUGGAACAGACCCUACGAGUUCCGUCAGCUGGGCGUCAACUACCGCGCCAGUCCCAUUAUCGUCGAUGAAACCCCGGUAAAGGGGGAAGAGACCAUCGAUCCGUAUCGUUCAGGUAACGACGGCACUGUCCGAAGCGGUGACAGAGCCCCCGAUGCCCCCGGCCUCAUUUUCGUCGAUGACCCCAUGCGCAAGACGAGUCUCUUCGAUAUCUUUGGCUCGUCAUACCAUACAGUGCUCGUCUUCUCAGACGACGACACUGGAGUUUUGGAUGCUCUGAAGAGUUACCCUGCCGGUAUCGUCAAGACCGUGGUCAUUCUUUCUCAGAAGCCAACGGGUGUUAUUUCUGCUGACUACUUACUGGUGGAUGGUGAUGGAUAUGCGUACAAGCAUUAUAAUAUGGCGGAGAAACACACCAAGGUUGUUGUUGUGCGGCCCGAUGGGAUGAUUGGUGGGCUCGUAGGUGGGAAGGAUGGGUUGAAGCAGUACUUCAGCGGUAUCCUUCUAUAA